Molecule: messenger RNA, 3916 nt
Organism: Petromyzon marinus (sea lamprey)
Lineage: Eukaryota; Metazoa; Chordata; Hyperoartia; Petromyzontiformes; Petromyzontidae
Gene: CTSD
Product: cathepsin D
Biological process (GO): proteolysis
Molecular function (GO): aspartic-type endopeptidase activity
Source: RefSeq, a predicted model, not a curated record
GACGAGAGCCUCCCCCCCACCUCAGUCGUCAUUGUGAGCUCGAGGUGGUGGUGGUUGUUGUUGUUGUGGUCUCUACAGUCGCGUGUUUACAAUUUAUAUAAACAACAACAACAAACGACGAUCAACAUGCAGUGCUACGCCGCCAUAUCGCUCCUCUUGGCUGCCUGCCUGCUGCCCGCAGAUGCGCUCAUCAGGAUUCCGCUGCGCAAGUUCACGACGAUGCGGCACACGAUGGCAGGCGCCGGCGGCAAAAUCGAGCGGCUUGUGGCUGACGAGCGCCACCUCAAGUACAGCGCGCCGGCCCUGCGCAACGGCACCACGCCCGAGGCCCUCAAGAACUACAUGGAUGCCCAGUACUACGGAGAGAUCGGCAUCGGCACCCCGCCGCAGCUCUUCACGGUCAUCUUCGACACGGGCUCUUCCAACCUGUGGGUGCCGUCCAUCCACUGCUCGCUGCUCGACAUCGCCUGCUUGCUCCACCACAAGUACGACUCGUCCAAGUCGAGCUCCUACGUGAAGGACGGCCGCGACUUCGCCAUCCAGUACGGCACGGGCAGCCUGUCGGGGUACCUGAGUCAGGACACCACCACGAUCGGAGACCUCUCGGUGAAGAAACAGGUGUUCGGUGAGGCCAUCAAGCAGCCGGGCAUCACCUUCAUCGCCGCCAAGUUCGACGGAAUCCUCGGCAUGGCCUACCCCUCCAUCGCCGUCGACCAGGUCACCCCGGUCUUCGACAGCGUCAUCGCCCAGAAGUUGGUCGACAAGAACGUCUUCUCCUUCUACCUGAACAGGGACCCGCAGGCCCCGAUGGGUGGGGAGCUGAUGCUGGGCGGCGCCGACCCCAAGUACUACAAAGGGGAGCUAUCGUACGUGCCCGUCACGCGCCAGGCCUACUGGCAGAUCCAGAUGGACGGGCUGAACGUGGAGGGCGGCCUGGCGCUGUGCAGCGGCGGCUGUGCGGCCAUCGUGGACACGGGCACCUCGCUCAUCGCCGGCCCCACCAAGGAGGUGGAGGCACUGCAGAAGGCCAUCGGCGCCAUUCCGCUCGUGAUGGGAGAGUACAUGAUCAACUGCAACAAGGUCCCCACUCUGCCCGUCAUUGUCCUGACCAUCGGCGGCAAGAAGUACAGCCUGACGGGCGAGCAGUACGUCAUGAAGGUGAGCCAGGCAGGCCAGACCGUGUGCCUGAGCGGCUUCAUCGGCAUGGACAUCCCCCCGCCGGCGGGCCCGCUCUGGAUCCUGGGCGACGUGUUCAUCGGGCCCUACUACACCGUCUUCGACCGCGACAACAACCGCGUGGGAUUCGCCGAGGCCGUGUGACCGAGCAGAGGCCUGUCCCCCACCCGCCCCCAAGUCUCCACCCUACUCGCCCCCUCCCUGCCCCGCCUGUUCGGCGAUAUGACUUGAACCCCUGGGUGGCAGUGCGAUAUUUAACUCGGAUUUCGUUCCGUAAUGACGUACCAACGUGUACCGUACUUGUACCUAAGAACGCCAAAAAAAAAAUCCCGUAGCGUAAUAGCGUACUGCCGCACCCUUGCUUGACCCUGUGCCAUUACAUUUUGUGAUGCAUCAGGUCCAGUCUCCCCCUGCCCUCACCCCCGUGCUCAUAAUUCCAUAAUUUUGAGAUUAACCGGAUGUUAUAAGAAACUUCUGCGUCAUAAUUUUUUUUUUAAAUAUCUUACCUGGCAGAUUUUUGUUGACUUUCAUUUCAGUUGUUACAAAGAAAAUCCUGGCAAAAUCCUGAGACUCGCCAGAAUAAAACUGCUCACAACGACGAAACAUUUAGCUCGGCCAGCUUACCUUUUUCUCGAACGUUCUCCGAUUCGGGGCCCCAUCAGGGCUCCUCCGUGGCCCACAGCCGCCCUUCACACCUCUUGGUUGGCCACGGCGACGAUGGGCGAUGGUGAGUGGGCAACGGUGGGAGGGGGGUGGGCAGAAGGGAAAAUCGGCUCCAAUUUGGUUCCCGGUCGCGCUUUCGCCCGCUUCUGGACGAAACGCGACUGUCUUUCACAGUUGCGCUAUUUCCAUUGCCGCAAAUGUUCGCGCUCAGUCUGUGGCUCUUAACUUGGGGGUCCAUCCCGCCAAACCCCUCCCUGUGGGUGUGUGAGACACACCCUUCCUGGGCGUGCGAGACAUGGUCAGAUUUUUUUUUUAGAAGGGAAAUCAACGAAACACACUAAGCACGGGCAAACGUAAUUUAGAACUUACUUUUGUUUCAUCAAACCGCGAUGUGUUUAUGAACAUUGUGCAUUUUUGUAACAAUCGAUUGAGAACCAGAGGGGGGGGCGCAAGGCCGCAGUAAAGGUUAAGAGCCGCUGAUCGAAGUCGAAGGUAAGCGGUCGAAGUAAACUUCCAGAGCGCGCGUGCCCCUUGACCGAAUAAUUUUGGAAAAAAAAAGUUUCGCGUUGCGGUUUCGCACGUGCGAGGAAGGCAGCCAGUGAACGAGUUGAAUGAACAAAAAAAAAAUUACUCCAGCAACAAUCGGUCCGGUUACCCAGUGUAACGGGCCCUUGGUUCGGGAGGACAGCACGCGCCAAUUAUUGUUCAGCGGCGCAUUGCACCAAAGGCCCUUGAGCCAAAGUGCGUCUCGGUUCUGAGCUCGGGACUUGACUUUAAUGCCACCGCUCGGAUUUUAAAGUAUGCCGAUGAAUUGGCGCAAAACGGCUUAGUGUCCUGGACUCGACCCAACCCCCCCCCAGCGGCUGUCGCCUGAAGGUUUUGCCAGAGAUGGAGCGAAAAGCAACUUGAGCUUUCUCUCUCCUCCCACCCCCCCUCCCCCCCGUAGCAUGACAGAUUAAAACAAUGAAAACAGUCUCGCUAGACUUCAAACUUGACAGGCCCGGGACACCCCUUCAGUGUCGCAGCAAUCCGUGCGCCGUUCCUCACCGACCUGCCGCAAAGUGCUUCUUGAUUGGACGGCGCUCUGCAACGCCGAUUUUGUCUUGGUCCCGCGGACGUUUGUGACAGCGAUGUGGUUGACAGUCUGCCCCACCCAUCCAGCUCAAGUCCUUAACUGCCCUUUGCACUACUGUGUUUUUUUCUUGUUAAAUGUUUCCAUUCAUUCACCAUUUUUCAAAUCGGUGGUGGUUUUUGCCGUGCUUUGGGACAUUUUUGAAGCGAGCUGCACAUUGUACCCGCGAUUAAAACCUGCACGUUCAUUUUUCUGGGCUUGUGAAUCAAAUGCAACGUUUCCAGUGACGGCAUCUUGCGCCUGGAAGCCACAUUGGGUGUUUAUUUUUUGUCAAGUGGCGGUUGGACUGAUCCCCACCGUCUUCCCCAACACAUACAAGGCUCGUGGCUGUUAGGCGAUCCAUGCCACUGCAUCUUGGCGAUGCCACAAUUACCUUGGGAGCGUUUCGUGGGAUGGUAAUUCCCGUUUUGACGAUGGCAAGCUUGGCACGGUGAGAAUUUAACAACCGGGAGUGUCUCUCCCCACGUGGGGAGCUACAGUCGCUAAAGAAACCGUCGCCAACGCAUUACAUCCUAAGGACUUGCUGCUUUUGCAAUUCUGCCUUGACGGCAGUGUGUGUGUGUGUUGAACUUCUAUCGUCGCCGGAUGUCAGCGAGAGCACACGUUGCCCCCCCCCUCCCCAGCUCGCUUAAUUUGUCGUGGAACGACGUGGCGGAGGCUCGCCACCUUGUGCUGAUGACGUGCUGCUUCACUGUCACGUGUGUGUGUGGCCCAGCCGUGAUUCCUGGACACACCAAUACGUGCUUGCUGGCUGAAUCGUUUUUUUUUGUUUACCCCUGCGCCCUGUCUUUGAUUUAAUUGGAUGGUAUAAAGGUAGUGGAGCGGAUGGCCCGGAGGCAAGGAUGUAAUUUUGAAGGCUAGUUGAGAAUUAAAAAAAAUGCAGAUUCAGAAUGUGUGUGGUAUCAAAUAUUUGCGUUGCUUUUAAUAAAGUUGUAAAUGGAUGGA